AGUGAUCUGAGCUCUGAAUGUGCAACCUAAUUCCACACACAGAGCAGUCCUCUGCUCUUAUCAACUCAACACAGCCUGUGAAGCCCUCACUGCAACUAUGUGCUUUACCGCAGUCAUGAGGUGCAAAUUCUCUUUUUGGGCCAUAUUUCUAGAAGUUGUUAUAAUUGUUUUAUUUGUAUUUUUUGUUGAAUAUGAGACAACCCAGCAAGUCAAUGCUACAACAUCAACAAAGACGGACGAAUUUUUUCAGUUGUAUCCCUUAUUCCAAGAUGUGCAUGUCAUGAUAUUUGUUGGGUUUGGUUUCCUCAUGACCUUUCUGAAGAAAUAUGGCUUCAGUGGUGUUGGUUUCAAUCUUUUUCUUGCUGCUCUGGGCCUUCAGUGUGGUACAUUUGCACAGGAACUCCUUCACAACAAAGGGAAAAAAUUUCACAUUGGAAUCAAAACUAUGAUAAAUGCAGACUUCAGUACAGCCACGGUUCUGAUUUCUUUUGGCGCUGUCCUCGGAAAGACAAGCCCCGUCCAAAUGUUGAUCAUGACAGUUCUAGAAAUUGCUGCCUUUGCUGGCAAUGAAUAUCUGGUUACUGAAAUAUUUAAGGCCUCUGACACUGGGGCAUCCAUGACAAUCCAUGCUUUUGGGGCCUAUUUCGGCUUAGCUGUAGCAGGCGUCUUAUAUCGCCCUGGCCUCCGCGGGGAACACAAAAACGAGGAGUCUGUGUAUCACUCUGACUUAUUUGCCAUGAUUGGAACACUUUUCCUUUGGAUAUUUUGGCCCAGCUUUAAUUCAGCCAUUGCUGAACCUGGAGAGAAGCAGUAUAGGGCCAUUAUCAACACAUACUUGUCCCUUGUUGCCUGUGUGAUCGUAGCCUAUGCCUUGUCCAGCCUUGUUGAACGCCGAGGAAGGCUGGAUAUGGUUCAUGUUCAGAACGCCACUCUGGCAGGAGGUGUCGCUGUGGGCACAUGUGCGGACAUGAAAAUCCCCCCCUACGCUGCUAUGACCAUUGGAAGCGUUGCAGGCAUCAUCUCGGUGCUUGGAUACAAGUUCCUUAGUCCACUGUUAGCUAAUAAACUGAUGAUCAGAGAUACAUGUGGAGUCCAUAACCUGCACGGCUUACCUGGUGUGUUGGGAGGCCUUGUCAGCAUUGGGGUCGUAUACUGGGAAAAGUCUAAUUUGUCUGUGGUGGCUAUGCAGGCGGCAGCACUGGGUUCCUCCGUUGGCUCAGCAGUUGUUGGAGGCUUGGUUACAGGUCUACUUAUGAAGUUAUGUAGCUGUGAUCAGCCCCCUGAUGAGGACUGCUACGAUGAUUCUGUUUAUUGGAAGGUUCCCAAGUUCAGAGAACUUGACCAUCUCUUCUUUCAACACGUGAAUCACAAUCACUUGGAGCAUGAAGUCUAAACGCCGUUCUGAAACUCUGCGUCCUCUGCAUUAUUAUCAAGAAGAGUCAAGCUGAAACAAACAAAAUGUAGUAUCCAGAGACACAGGGCCAGCAAUAGAUACAUUCCAGGCUCCAAAUGGCCAGUGUAGAAAUGCCUUUAUAUUUGGCAUUAUUCCUUGAUGUUCAAAUGAUUUCUCAAUUGACAGGAAAUUGCCCAUAAAACGGACCAUCAAUUGGGUUCUAUCCCGGACUCUAAGAAUGACUUUGCACGUGGCUAGUUGCAUAGGAAAUAUUUGCAUUCUUGAUAUUAUGCAAAAGAGAUAGAUUUACAUAGAAACUAACACUCCUUAAUCGUGUAAGCCUUCAUCCACAUUUUAGGUUAGCGUACAAUAAUAGUUUUCAUCACUGCGUCUUUAUGCACAUGUGUCAUUAUUUUGCUCUUGUUUAUUCCAUUACCUGCUGCACUCCUCGUGAUUACUACCCUGCUCCAGCUGGGUCCCUUUCCUCCCCCAGUUAGAUAUGGCUCAUUUUAUUACAUGUGUUCCAUCACCAUCCCUUUAGCUUCUUAAUGUACAUACCAUGUCUUCAGUUCCAAAAAGUAUAAAGCUGAAGUCAAUAAAAUGACAUAUUAAAGAAUCAAUACUAGGAAAAUGAAGUUCUUGUAAAUAAAGCAUAAUACUAAUGUUCUAGUUAGAGCCUUUUUAAAUCCUAAAAACAGUCAUAGUAAUAUGACACUGUUGCUGUGUGUUCUUAUUCUUAAUUCCUUUUUAUGGUUAUUAUUUGUAGUAAGCACUUAAAAGCUAUCUGUAUAAAAUUUUGAAUAAUUAAAUAUUGUUA
Messenger RNA from Peromyscus maniculatus bairdii (prairie deer mouse), 2210 nucleotides. RefSeq names its product Rh associated glycoprotein (gene Rhag). Gene Ontology annotation, biological process: ammonium homeostasis; ammonium transmembrane transport. Lineage: Eukaryota; Metazoa; Chordata; Mammalia; Rodentia; Cricetidae. The record is from RefSeq and is a predicted model, not a curated record. Gene Ontology annotation, molecular function: ammonium channel activity. Gene Ontology annotation, cellular component: plasma membrane.